GUCUGCAAACCGCAAGCUUCCCACGGGUGCUGUUUUCGCUCGCUCCCAUCGCACUCACUCUCCAGAUCUGCUGCCGGACGUGUGUGUGUGUGCAACGCAGCAUGUCGACGACCUCGAGCAUUGCACAGAAAGAGGACCGAAUCAAGCGACCAAUGAAUGCCUUCAUGGUGUGGUCGAGAGGCCAGCGGAGAAAAAUGGCCGUUGAGAAUCCGAAGAUGCACAACUCGGAAAUCAGCAAGCGUCUCGGCUCGGCGUGGAAAUUGCUCAGCGAGACGGACAAACGACCGUUUAUGGACGAGGCAAAGCGGCUGAGGUCGCUGCACAUGAAGGAGCAUCCCGACUAUAAAUACAGACCGAGGCGGAAGAACAAGAACGUCAAAAAGGACAAGUUCGCGUUACCAGCGACAUUCAACCUUCCGGCUGCGCUGCAAAACUGCGGAUACACGAACAGCACGACGUAUUACUACAAUGCGGCGCCGUCGGGUAGCUACUGGGCGCAGCAGAGCUUCGCGUACGCGCAAUAUGGAGCAUCACAGUGGCCGACUCCGCAGCAGCAGCAGCAGUCUCACUACCCGUUUGCAGCAGCCACCUACCAGGCGCCCUACAACUGUUACCCUGCGACUGCAGCAGCUGCUCCCUAUCAGUACUCGCUAACCGGCAAUGCGGCCUACACUGGAAACCAGGAGGCGAACGGAGGAGGCGGCAGCAACAACAACCAACAGCAGCAGUACGCCGUCGCGCCCGGCGUACAUCCACAGUCCGUUGCAGCAGCAUCGUACCCUGGACAUACUCAGAGUGUUGCGUAUCCGGUUGCGUAUCCGGUCGGGCAGCCGCAGCCGCAGCCCGGCUUUCAGACUUACAGCUAUCCGAUUUAUGACACGCCGCCGCAGUCGGCUGAACGAGCGUCAGCGGGAGUCGUCACGCCAGAGUCGCCGCGCAGUCCGUGUCCGGGUCACGGCGCGGCUGUUGGCUCGGUGUGCGGACCGCGCCACGUGCGUCACCACGUGCCACUAAUUUCGACUCUCGAGCAAAGCGAUUCGCCUCAACCAAGAAUGAGUACGCUCUCGCGUGCUCUCUACGGCUCUGUUCUUGAGGAUAUCCACACGCACGAUGUCGUCGACGACGAGAAUCGAGACGAUUUCACGACAGCAGGAAAAGUGUUAUCACUACGAGAUCUACCUGCAGAAGUCGAUUAUCCGACGCCCGAUCCACAAGAAGGUGACGUCACUGUCAGCGUCAGUGACAAAUCCAACAGUCUGGCAUUCGCGCAUGUGCAUCACUACAGCUCGGACCUCAUCGACUACCCGUCACCCGACCCGGACCACAAACCGUGUCCACCAAUGCUCUUCAUGCCGAUCCAGAGUUACGAUCCGGAUCCGGACGACGACGCUCACCCACAAGAGCUCGACGCGUUUCUCAAUAUGUACCUACCGGGACCGGAAGGCGAAUUCGACCAGGAAGAUCAGGAGGCCCUCCUGACAUCUCCUAGUUUUCUAAACAUUCAUAUAGACUCACUGCCCACUCAGACGUAGUAUUCUAAACGAUUAUUUGAGAUAAGUUUUAUAUGGUCGUGACUAGUGAGCCUGACCAUGAAUUCCGAACUAUAUUGGAUUGGAUGCACUCUCAUUGCACAGACAAUGUGAACUCCUCAAUUUUUUUUUAUUAUUUGACUUGGACACUAAGGCUUUUGUUUGAGACCCCCUGUUUAAUAUUCCAGAUUUCAGA
Messenger RNA from Corticium candelabrum, 1725 nucleotides. Its product is annotated as transcription factor SOX-1-like. Gene Ontology annotation, biological process: regulation of DNA-templated transcription; anatomical structure morphogenesis; cell differentiation. The transcript has a single exon. Gene Ontology annotation, molecular function: DNA-binding transcription factor activity, RNA polymerase II-specific; RNA polymerase II cis-regulatory region sequence-specific DNA binding. The record is from RefSeq and is a predicted model, not a curated record. Lineage: Eukaryota; Metazoa; Porifera; Homoscleromorpha; Homosclerophorida; Plakinidae. Bases 102 to 1532 code for a protein of 476 amino acids.